Chaetomium globosum CBS 148.51 is the source of this 2532-nucleotide messenger RNA. RefSeq lists its product as uncharacterized. Gene Ontology annotation, biological process: proteolysis. The record is from RefSeq and is a predicted model, not a curated record. The transcript is spliced from 6 exons. Gene Ontology annotation, molecular function: calcium-dependent cysteine-type endopeptidase activity. Bases 1 to 2532 code for a protein of 843 amino acids. NCBI's taxonomy places the organism in Eukaryota, Fungi, Ascomycota, Sordariomycetes, Sordariales, Chaetomiaceae.
AUGGAGGCCCAAGCCCUGGAACACGAACGCCGUCUGGGUGAGACACACGGAGAAAAGGCCUUGGAGCACGCCAUCGCCGCUGCCGACCUGUAUAUGCAGGCUGCUGGUCAGACCAAAAUCCCAGAAGAUCGCAAGCGGUUCAGGAGAAAGUUCGCCGACCUCAUUGCUCUUGGAGAGCGCCUCAAGGCCAACGCCAAAGCUGCCAGCAGCGCCUCGAGACCUGCCGUCCCUGAGUCCACUCGGAUCCUAACAACGGCAGAGAAAACGGCUAUUCUUGAAGCAUCACGGCUACAUGGAAAUGUAUUCCCACCCUGGGAACGUGUCCCAGCUCCGGAGAGCUUUUCGGAUGUCAAUAGCCCUACUUACACUGACCCUUCGCCCUUCUCACUUUCCCCCGAGCAGCUGGAUAUCUUUGCCGGUUGGUUGCGUCCUGCUGAGCUCCCAGGGUUUAAAGAUGAAAGUGCCGAAGGCGACCUGGAGCAGCUCAUGACUGCAAACGCGGAAACGGACCUGGCGCAGGAUUUAGCGACAGACUGUUCUGUCGUAGCUAGCCUAUGCGCCGCUACUCGCUACCUUGGGUCUACAAAAGGCUCGCUACUUGGUUCGCUAAUAUACCCAUUCGACCACGAGAGGAUACGGCCGGCUAUCUCCAAGACCGGCAAGUACGUGUUCCGCAUGUAUUUCAACGGGAGCUGGCGCCACGUUGCCAUCGAUGAUCGUCUCCCCGCGUCCAAGACUGACCGCACACUGUAUGUCGUCGACCGGCGCAAUCCUCGGCUGCUAUGGCCAGCUCUCAUCGAAAAGGCGUACCUGAAGAUACGUGGCGGUUACGACUUCCCCGGUAGUAACUCGGGAACGGAUUUACAUGCUUUAACAGGAUGGAUCCCGGAGCAGAUCUUUCUUCAGAGCGACGAAAUCGAACUUGAUGAAACAUGGUCCAGGAUCAAGAAGGCCUACGACGAUGGAAAUGCGAUUCUUACCCUUGGGACGGGGAACAUCCUACCAGAAGAAGAGGAAGCGUUGGGCCUGGUAAGAGAGCACGACUACGCUGUCAUGGGCCUGAAAAAAGAGGACGACUCCCGCUUGUUACUCAUCAAGAACCCCUGGGUCGACAGCCUCGUCUGGACAGGCCUUGGGAGCACGGCAACCCUCAAAGCACACACGGUCGGAUCAUCUGACGGAGCGUCCAACCAGUUCUGGAUGGCCAUCGAGGACGUUCUCCAACACUUUGACUCGCUCUACGUCAACUGGAACCCGGCGCUUUUUGCCUACCGGCAGGACCACCACUUCAAGUGGAAAAUGUGCGACAAGACGGAAAGAGCUGGUCUUCACGCACAACCCGCAAUACAGUGUGCUCUCUCCCUCCGGCAGUCCCAUCUGGGUGCUGCUCAGCCGUCAUUGGCAGGACGGCGAGCUCGAGAUCCUGCGCCCACGCAAAGCAGAAAAGGACCGCGGCGACUCUUCCUUAGCAACCGUCUCCAAGCAGCUCGGGCUUCAUGGCUCUCGCGCUCUACGCCACAUCACACACCGGAGCACCCGCGUUCCCCCUUGCCCGACACCGCCCGCCGCAUCCACCCAAACCACUACGUCGACAGCCCCAACACCCUCCUCCGCUACACCCCGACCCCCAACACCCCCCAAACCCUCGUCAUCACCCAAACCGAGCUCCCCCUCCCCACCUACUCCUUCACCCUCUCCUUCCUCUCCCACCACCCCCUGACCAUCACCCCCUCCCCACCCCGCCUCCCCCACAGCACCACCCUCACCAGCGCCUGGACGCGCCGCACCGCCGGCGGCAGCGCCGUCGACCCACCUACCACACCAACCCACAAUACACCCUCACCCUGCCGCAACCCACGCACCUGCACUUCACCCUCAGCACCUCCGAUCGCGACCUACCCCUCCGCGCCGAGUACGCGGCGAGGCCUGCGCGGCCGACCGCAGCACUCGCGCCUCGAUCCGGGCACGUACGCCGUGGUGCUGUCGACGUUCGAGCCCGGCCAGCUGGCCCCGUAUACGCUGCGGGUGGAGGCCGCCGUGCCGGUGGUGUUGGCGCCGGUGCCGGCGGAUGGGGCGGGCAGGUUGCGCAGGCCGCUGCCGGUGGUGGCGUUGGGGAUAGGCAGGUUGAGGGCGGGGGUUGUGCCGGAGCGGUUGACGAGGUUGGCGGUGCAUGUGCGUUCUGCGCCGGGGGUGGGGAGGGGUGGUGGUGGUAGUGGGGGUGAGAGUAGUGGUGGCGGUGGUGGUGGCAGUGCGGUGCGGGUGUCGCUGGAGGUGGGCACGGGUGCGCACCGCGCGGUGUUGGCGGUGUCGCGAGAGGGGGAGUUUGCGGACGCGGCAAUGGGGCUGCGCACGGCGGAGGUGGAUGUUGAGAACGGGGAGGCGUUGGCGCGGCGGGGCGGGUUGUGGGUGGUUUUGGAGCAGAUUGGGGGUGGGGGAGGUGGUGGUGAUGGUGGGAGUGGAGGGGUGCAGGUUGAGGUGCUGAGUGAUGGGGUGGUGCAGGUGGGCGGGUGGGAGAAUGCGGAUGAGGAUUGA